This is a messenger RNA of Brassica rapa (field mustard), 552 nucleotides long. RefSeq lists its product as uncharacterized. The record is from RefSeq and is a predicted model, not a curated record. NCBI's taxonomy places the organism in Eukaryota, Viridiplantae, Streptophyta, Magnoliopsida, Brassicales, Brassicaceae.
AUGGAGAAUUCAGAGACUUCCGGUUGUAGUUCUUGGGAAAGUGUAGAGCCAGAGUAUUUAGAGUUCAUAGAAAAAGGUGGAUGCAUAGAACCAUUGGUGGAAUAUGUUGAUUGCAAGGGAGAAGCUGAGAAGAAGAAUGAAGAUGUCUUCCCUAAGUGUAAGGAAGCCAAAGAUAGAUUGAACAAUUGUUUUAUUGCUCAUCGUGAUUACCAUCAACCGAUUUUGGAGAUCAUGGAACCUGCUAUAGAGCUGGUGGUGAACAAGAUCGAUGCCUUAUUCCCACUGGUAGAUACUGUUUCAACAGAAUCGGCGGACCAACCAGAGGAAGGUGACGGCCCGCUUCACGUGUUCAUGAAUGGAGGAGCUUGCACAGAAUCAUACAUGGCUUUGGAAGAUUGCUUGGUGGAAGUUAUGGAAACCAAUGAAGAUAUCUGUAACUGUACCAAAGCCUUCACGAUGCUGAUGAAGUGUAUGGAUGCUCAUUCUGAUUACUAUCAGCCUAUUCUCGAUGCUGUUUAUGAUGGUAAGACCACUACCGAACUCUUCUCAUAA